Molecule: messenger RNA, 3294 nt
Organism: Adineta ricciae
Lineage: Eukaryota; Metazoa; Rotifera; Eurotatoria; Adinetida; Adinetidae
Source: the annotation of a GenBank genome assembly
AUGCCGACAACAUGUGCACGCCUGUUCAAACCUCAACAAGGAUAUCCAACAACGCGGAAAGUGUUGGAUCCAACAGGUCGAUUAGGUUCGUUGUAUAAUACAGCUGUUGAUCAGCUCGUAGAUAGACAUUCGGUAGCAGAUUUUCAAACGACAGUACCAAAGAAACGCUCGAUAUGUCAAGUAAUGUCAGGUGAUGCAUCGAGAAGUUUGAUGAGUUAUAUGGACUAUUUUGGCUUCGACAAUGCAAUUCGAAAUAGUAUUCGUCUUCGCACGGUUACAGCGUCUGGCGUUGGUCAUUUUCUGACAUACAAUGGCGCAGUCAAUCAAAAUACUCGACUCUUGUAUUAUUGUUACAAAGACCGAAAGGAAGAAAUUCAAGUAAAAGCUCGUAAAACGCAUCAAAUUGUUUUGCCGCCGCAAAAUUCAACGGAUGCAACGCAUAUGAUUACGAAAAUCGUGUGGGGAUUCGAAUUUUUAUGCAUUAUACAAAAUACAGGAAAUCGGUCGAUGGAAACUAUCGAUCGAUUAUUGUACAAUGUCAGUAAUCAACUAGAUCGAAAUCGAAUUCCUCUCCAAUUAACAAACGAUGAUCGACGUCUUGUGAACCAAUUGACUAAUACGACAAUAUAUGGAACUGAAACGUGUAUUGCCGACCCAUCGACAUCAUUACUCACCGUUCUCGACCGUUUGUAUGAAUGGCAACGAAAUCCGAAUUUUCAUCAACCAAUCAGGUAUACCAUGCAGCCGUUACGAUGGUUGUACGGCGGACGAUUUCAAGUACCGUGCUAUGAGUCGAACGAUGAGAAUCCGCACAUUCGUCGAAUUGAUCCGUUGCGUCAACGUAUCGAAGGUCAAUUACAACGAGCUGAUGAAUUGUUGUUAAGACUACCGGAGCACUUUUCAAGUUCGACUCUCGAAGCAAAAUUCAACGACGCCAAGCAUUAUUACAUGAGUCUACGUGACAAUCAAGCAGAUCUUGAAGAACGUCUCCAUAAAGCUAUUCCAGAUGUUCGUAGUCAUCGUAGCAAGCCUGUUCUAUUAGACAAUAUCAUUGCUGACCAACAAUAUGUCAAUUUGCACAAAGAUAAAAUAGAUGAUUUCUUAUUUACACUUGAACGAUUGUUAGCAAAAGCAACAUUGAUCGACAAAUUGAAGAGAGACAGAAUUGAUUAUAUCAAUGUACACGAUCUUCGCCCAGACGGACCAAGCUCGCCUACAAAUGAAGUGCUCGAUGUUAUUCUAAAACGUUCGUGUUUGAAUGACAAGCAUGCGGUCAUACUUUGGUAUUCAACUGAUCGAUUAAAACGCGAACAAGAUGAACGAUGGCAACAAAUCUAUGAACAAAUUCUAUUAGAUCGUCAACAAGCGCCUCACAUAACUAAAUUAGUCUACGCGGAUUUUACUAAUUGCAAAGAACGACUGGACGGUUUUGUUAUUGUACAAUUACCACUAGCAGGACGACCAAGCGUGAUGCAAUCAGAUCCAAUCAAAGGUAAAUACAGUCGCUUGCAAAUCAAUACUUUGAAACGUUUGAAAAUCUAUUUAGAAAUAACACUUCCGCCGCGUCGAACAAUUUCCAGUCCAUCAAUUUCUAAAGUGAAACCUUCAACACCGUCAUUACCAUACAAACAACAACAACCACAGCCGCUAAAACAUAGAUCGAGAACACCACCAGCUAUUCCCACAACACCACCUGACGUGACACAUCACACAAAACAGCUCGGCAAACCUCUAUCGUCAUCAAAAACAGAUCUCAAUGUAUUACUGCUGGGAGAAACUGGAGUGGGUAAAUCGACAUUCAUCAAUGCAUUUGUUAACUAUUUGAAAUUCAAUACGCUCUCCCAAGCUGAACAGGGUGAACCAGCUGUUUUAAUUCCAGUUUCAUUUCUUUUAACAGUAGGUGACCGAUUCGAUGAAGUUAUCGUUCAGUUUGGCGAUCCUAAUCCCAACGAAAAUCACGAACGCGAUGGUCAAUCUGUGACUCAACAAUGCAAAUCAUACGUGUUCGAUUUAAACGAUCAAUAUCGUUUGCGUUUAAUCGACACACCUGGCGUCGGGGAUACUCGAGGAAUUGAUCAAGACAUGAAAAACAUCGAUCAUAUUUUAACGUACAUUGACAAUCUACCGCACAUCAAUGCAAUUUGUUUACUAUUAAAACCGAAUACUUCUCGAUUGAAUGUUAUCUUUCGUUCAUGUAUUCAUCAAUUAACCAGUUACGUUACACGAAACGGUUGCCGAAAUAUAAUUUUCUGCUUUACAAAUGCUCGAGCAACAUUCUACUCACCCGGUGAUACAGGUCCAGUACUUCAAAAAAUGCUUGCCGACGAAAAUCCCGAUAUUCCGUAUCAAAAAGAGAACACAUUCUGCUUCGACAGCGAAUCAUUUCGAUACUUAGUCGCAAGAAGAUGCAAUGUUAUUUUCGAUGAUUAUCAAAAACAGGAAUGUCAAGAGAGUUGGAAUACAUCCGUAACUGAAUCGUUUCGCCUAUUGAAUUUUAUUCAAACACGGCAACCAUAUAAACUACAUGAUUCGUUAUCAAUCAGAAGAGUAGCUCUGGAUAUCUCAAUGCUCGCGCGACCGUUGAUGGAAACAUUACGUUUAAUUGUUUACAAUUGGAAAUUGAGCGAAGCGAAGUUGAUUGCUAACCAAAUUGUAUUAAGUGUGACACCCAUCGAGGUUGAUCUAUGUACGAAUUGUGCACAAAUGAAUAUCAAGGAAACAGGUCCAUUCUGGAUCGCUCAAUAUCAGAAUGCUCUUCUACGAACAGCUGCGAAUCAACAUUGUUUUUGUCCUUCGAAUGACAAACAAGUUUUAGUUGAAUAUCUAAUUCAACAUCAAUUCGUUACCGAACCAGCUGGUUUAAAAAAUGAACGAUGGCAAAGUUCAUUUCAUAAUUUCCUUCUUAAAUGUGAUACAUUAUUAUAUUUCUUACGUCAACAAGAUUCAUCCACGAGUGAAGACCCAUUUCAGCCCAUUCUCGAUCGUUUUCUCGCCGAAGAAAAUCAUAUUUCACAGACUCGAAAUAUUAAUACUAGUAUGAACCGUAAAGUUCGAGAUGUCUUAUUGUCGAUAAAACAGAGACGACAAUUGAAUCAUCAGCAAUUGUCGAAUGAUAAUGAAAGACAAUCGAUCGAUAAAAUUUAUCAGAUAAUCAAAGAAUUACAAGCAAUACCUACCGUUCAGAAACAAGUCGAUUGUAUACAGACAAGUCGACAGAUAAAACUAAAAUCAAACGAAAUUCAAGUUCAAAUGAGCGCCAUUCAAAAUAGAACAUUGGCUCGACUUCCGAGUUAA